UUCAAGCGCGUAGAAAAAAAGAAAAAAUUAUUGUCUGAAUGUGUACCAUUGAUUUUUAUCACGGCUUACCUAUUAUCACAACUAUCUAUUGUAUUUUGUAGUUUUAGAUUGUAGCUAAGAGUGUUGUAAAUUUGUUUAAAAUGAGCUUGUUCGAUCCAUCUGUCAGUGUUUUUGUCGGAGAUGAUAAAUUUACCGGAGAUGCCUACGUUGACCAGACAACAUCAAAGCAAUCCAAUUCCAGUGGCGCCCCUGUUUCCCAUUACGAAGUUCCCGUGCAUGUGGUUUUACCAUUCGAAAUGUGCGACGCCCUCCACCGAGGAAAAGACAGCAAAUUCCUGGAAAAUCUGCAGCUUCGUUUAGGCAACGAUGUUUACACGUUGCAGGGAAAAGAUAUUUUGGAUGCUAAGCUCUCGAAUCAAGAUGUGAUCACUCUUAAAGAUGAACAACACGUGAACAUGAUUGACUCUUGGCGGCCUCCCGUUUAUAAUAACUUAGAGGUCGAUUUAUCUUACGUGACCGGCGCCGUUUCCCAAACAGUCCCAAUGGGCGACAUCAAAGUUCCGCUUGUGAUUCGAGUUCCGAGCGAAAGACCUGCCGACGUCAACCAAAUAUCAGUCGUAUCGCCGAGAGACUUGACGCAAGAGAUGACGUCACGGUCGGAAAACGAAAUAACAAAAAGAUUUGAUUCUGUGAUGCCUAUAUCUCAAUACACACCACGAGAGGGCGUCGACCAGACAAUGCCCGAAAUGUUCUCGGAUCCGAACGAAACAGUCCAGUUACGAGCCAGAGCAAUUUUGAACCGGGGUGUUAUCCCAGACGACAUCAAAGGAAUUGAUCAUUACAAACCGCCUCUGGAUUUAAGAAAGGCGGAUAAUUCAAGACAGACGUCGGCGAUGAAAAUGUCGGUUAGGAGUUACAACUCGAACCCCUCGGGGGUGUCGAGGUACACAACUGGACCCAAAUCUGGACACAGAUACACCAACAGAGGGUAUGGAGCAAGUACGAGCUCAGUGCUGAACUCGGGCAGGGCUAGAACCCGACGAACGCACUACUCGGAGCCGAUUUACUCCACAUCACACAAGGAGGAGAUGAGGACAGGCGCCCCCACCCGAUACACGACCCACGGGGGAGAACAACCCCUCGGUAUACCUCUCAUAGACGAGGGGGAGGAAGAAGACAACUCUGUCAGGACUAUGGGGAGGCACAACUACCGCCCCCCUCAACACAGAAGGGUGGACAAGGCGAAGACGAUCACGUUCUACAGAAAUGGGGACGCCCAGUUCCCCGGCUACACGACCAGUGUGUCCACCAGAGAGUUCAGGUCAUGGGAGACGCUGCUGGUCUUCCUAAGUGACAAAAUCAGCCUGCCUUACGGAGUCCGGUACAUUUACACGCUGGGGGGUCAAUUAAUCCAGAGUAUUCUCUCUAUGGAAGACGGACAGGCUUACGUGUGUGCCAGUGGCCAGUUUGUCGUAAAUGUUCAAUUCGGAAACUCAAACGAGACGAAAUGGAAACGAAACAGAAAAAGCUCGGGUGGCAAAACCCGAAAAGCCGACACGAAACUGUUGGAGGAGACGAAUGAAGAAAUAAUUGAACUGGCGACGGGGUCUGCUAGACGCGGCGGAGCGUCGCGAGGAAGCAACAUGGUUUACAGGAGACAGUCUAAUGACGUCCCAGCUGCGAACCCAAAUGUUAUUACAGUAAUUAGCAAUACUCACAGGGACAGCAGGGCGAAGAUGAUAGUGAACCCGCGGACUAGACAGAGUUUCAUGGACUUCCUGGAGGACAUCUCGUCCAAUAUUGCCAUGUCCUCGCCCCCAGUCCGGAAACUGUACACCGCGAAAACUGGCGAGCGGGUUACGUCAUUUUUUGACAUGUUCGGAAAAUUCCGCUUUCACGAGUCCUUCAUAGCUUGCGGAAUGGAGAACUUCAAAGGAAACAUGAACGGAAACCAUUUGAAGCUGCCGCCUACAAUAUCAGAGGGCUCCGAAGAGCAAAACUCAUAUUCGAACCAGUACAAGACCAAUUUAAAGCAACAGAAUGUGGCAAACAACCGAAGAAUAAAUAACAACAAAAGAAGACCGUUAAGGACUUUACAACAACUUGAGAACUCCAUGGAAGCUUCUAUGAGUCCACGUGACAUGGACAAUGAUCGUAAUAACAGGAAUGGCGUCGGAGUGUCUAUGGACACCAGAUUUGGAGACAGAUCAGAAGCGGAACACGUGUUAGAUGGCGAGGCAGAGCGAAGGAAGUUGUUCAACGAUGACAUGAUGGAGGGGGAGGGACAGGGGGGAGAUUUUGAAGAGGAUGUGGUGAUUGGGGGGCAGAGCGAGGGGGUGGUGGGGAUGAGAGGUGGAGAGGGGGGCACUAAUUACUCGUUCCACAACCAAUACUCUAACAGUCAGCAAAAUACAAAUUUGAGAGGGACCAGAAACGAAAUGAUUACAGUGCAACUGCGAGGCAAAUCUCGUGAUUUCUUCGUUCCCACCGAGUUCGUAGACGAAGAUUUGGAGUCGCCGACGAGUAAGCCGAACAAGAAACUGAGUCUGGAGUGGGUGUAUGGCUACAGGGGGUAUGACAGCCGAAUGAACCUGUUCUGUCUGCCCCCCUCGGGGGAGUUGUGCUACUACGUGGGCAGUGUGGCCGUCUUGUAUGACAAGAGAGUGGAAGUUCAAAGACACUACACUGGUCAUAAUGAAGAUAUUUCCAGCAUGGCGGUCCACCCAUCUGGAAGCAUAAUUGCCACAGGGCAGAAAAAAGGAUCCGAAAAAGCGAACUGGGGUCACGUGCGCAUCUGGGACACUGAUUCUCUCUCCACCCAUGCCAUCCUGGGACUGUCCCACUUCGACGGCGCCGUCUGCAUCCUCAACUUCUCACAAGUCAACAACGGUGAGUGGUUGAUGAGCGUGGAUGCAGGCGAUGGUCACGUGAUGACAGUGUGGGAUUGGGACAAAGAGACCGUCAUAGCAAAGACAAAGACUACUGCUGACACAGUUGUGUGUGGGUCUUUCCACCCGAAUGACGACAGGUGUGUUGUGAGUGGGGGCAAACAACACCUGUACUUCUGGAGACUCAUCAACGGAAGAAUCCUCAGAGACAAGAAGAGCGGACAGUUUAAGGACGAGAUUCCUCAUUACAUCACCUGUUUGACCUUCAACUUCGAGGGGGAGGUGAUCUCGGGGGACUCCAGUGGAAACAUCAUCGUGUGGGGCAGAGACAAGCGAAACAUCUUCUACGUGAAACACACCAUCAUCAGGGCCCACGAGAAAAGUGUCUUCUCUCUCGCCCACCUGCAAGAUGGGACCCUUGUUUCAGGAGGGGGGUUGGACAGGAGGAUAAUUGCGUGGGACGGGGCCCAAGACUACAGAUCUGCAAAAGCCGGAAGACAGUUGCCAGAGGCGAUCGGAGGAGUGCGGAUGUUGGCCACUUCUGCCUCUGGGGGAGUGGAUGGCCAGUUAUUCGUGGGCACCACUAAGAACAUCGUCAUCGAGGGAUCUUUGCAGCAGAAAUUCACAUCCAUCAUACAGGGCCACUACGAGGAAGUAUGGGCCUUGGCUUGUCACCCCUCGGAGGAGUUCUUCGUCACAGGGGGCUUUGACCAGCAGAUCUGCAUGUGGAAUGCUCUCUCCCACAAACUACAGUGGAAGGUCUUCACUGAGAAGCCCUGCAUGACCUGUGUUUUCCACCCAUCCGGCACAGUGGUCGGGGUGGGCCAGUCAUCCGGGAGGUUUGUGGUGCUGAACGCCUACAGUGGGAUCCACGUGACCUCAUUCCACGUGUCAACUGAACAAAUAGACGUGGCCAAAAUAUCCCCGGACGGGGGACUUCUAGCCAUUGGAUGUCACGACAAAAACAUCCAUAUUUUUGACGUACAGGACAACGGACUCUCUUUUAAACGAAGGGGAUCAAUGUCUGGCCACAACAGUUUCGUGAUGCAGAUAGACUGGUCAGACGACAGCAACUUCAUCCAGAGUGUCUCUGCCAACUACAACCUACUUUUCUGGGACGUUUUGAAUCUGCGGCCAGAAAGCGGAAAAAAGACGAAAGACAUGAAGUGGCACACACACUCCUCCGUUCUCGGAUUCCACGUAGCAGGUGUGUGGCCUGCGCUGCCUAAGGCGACCAAUGCGAAUACGUGUGCCGUCUCAGACUCCAGACAACUGGUGGUGUCAGGCGACAGCAGAGGAUCAGUGCGCAUGUUCCAGUUCCCCGCAUCACACUACAAGUGUUUCUUCACCGAGCAAAAGAUGUGCAGUAGCAAUGUGACUCAACUAGAGUUCCUACAAGCAGACAAGACACUCAUCGCCACUGCUGGACCAGAUGCUUGUUUGUUCCAAUACCACCUGAUCGAUCCCUAACCA
Messenger RNA from Symsagittifera roscoffensis, 4361 nucleotides. RefSeq names its product echinoderm microtubule-associated protein-like CG42247. Lineage: Eukaryota; Metazoa; Xenacoelomorpha; Acoela; Convolutidae. Gene Ontology annotation, cellular component: mitotic spindle. The record is from RefSeq and is a predicted model, not a curated record. The coding region runs from base 141 to 4358 and encodes 1405 amino acids. Gene Ontology annotation, molecular function: microtubule binding. The transcript is spliced from 20 exons. Gene Ontology annotation, biological process: intracellular signal transduction; microtubule cytoskeleton organization.